AACACCUGUGAUUACGAACAGCCCGUCGCACAAAAAAUCUCAGAAGCUCUUUGCUUUUCUCUGCGGUUGGAUCUUUAAUUUUCUCUACGGUUCUUUGCUUGUUCGAUUGGUUGAAUCCCUGCGGUUGCAAUGGCGGGAAAGGGAGAGGGGCCGGCGAUCGGGAUCGAUCUCGGAACCACUUACUCGUGCGUCGGUGUUUGGCAACACGAUCGUGUCGAGAUCAUCGCCAAUGAUCAGGGCAACCGGACGACGCCGUCUUACGUGGCGUUUACUGACACGGAGAGGUUGAUCGGCGAUGCGGCCAAGAACCAGGUCGCGAUGAACCCCGUCAACACCGUCUUUGAUGCCAAGCGGUUGAUUGGUAGGAGAUUCUCUGACCCGUCUGUCCAGGGUGACAUGAAGCACUGGCCUUUCAAGGUCAUUCCCGGCCCCGGUGACAAGCCCAUGAUUGUUGUCAUAUACAAGGGCGAAGAGAAGCAGUUCGCUGCCGAAGAAAUAUCCUCCAUGGUUCUUGUCAAGAUGCGUGAGAUUGCUGAGGCCUAUCUUGGCUCAUCUAUAAAGAAUGCCGUUGUUACUGUCCCGGCUUACUUUAACGACUCUCAGCGUCAGGCCACGAAGGAUGCUGGGGUCAUUGCCGGCCUUAAUGUUUUGCGUAUUAUCAAUGAGCCUACCGCUGCCGCUAUUGCAUAUGGUCUUGACAAGAAGGCAACCAGCGUUGGCGAGAAGAAUGUCUUGAUUUUCGAUCUUGGCGGAGGUACUUUUGACGUCUCCCUGCUCACAAUUGAAGAGGGUAUCUUUGAAGUGAAGGCAACUGCCGGAGACACCCACUUGGGAGGAGAAGAUUUUGACAACAGAAUGGUGAAUCACUUUGUUCAAGAGUUCAAGAGGAAGCACAAGAAGGACAUCAGCAGCAGCCCAAGAGCUCUUAGGAGGUUGAGAACUGCUUGUGAGAGAGCAAAGAGGACUCUCUCCUCCACUGCUCAGACCACAAUUGAGAUUGAUUCUUUGUACGAGGGUGUUGAUUUCUACUCAACCAUUACCCGUGCUAGGUUUGAAGAGCUUAACAUGGAUCUCUUCAGAAAGUGUAUGGAGCCCGUUGAGAAGUGUUUGCGAGAUGCAAAGAUGGACAAGAGCUCGGUCCAUGAUGUUGUGCUAGUGGGUGGUUCCACUAGGAUUCCGAAGGUACAGCAGUUAUUACAAGACUUCUUCAAUGGCAAGGAGCUAUGCAAGAGCAUCAACCCAGACGAGGCUGUUGCUUAUGGUGCCGCCGUGCAGGCUGCCAUCUUGAGCGGUGAGGGUAAUGAGAAGGUGCAGGAUCUAUUGCUUCUGGAUGUCACUCCUCUGUCCCUUGGUUUGGAGACUGCCGGAGGUGUGAUGACUGUGUUGAUUCCAAGGAACACUACUGUUCCAACCAAGAAGGAGCAAGUGUUCUCUACCUACUCAGACAAUCAGCCCGGUGUCUUGAUCCAAGUAUAUGAGGGUGAAAGGACAAGGACUCGCGAUAACAACUUGUUGGGAAAAUUUGAGCUUUCUGGCAUUCCUCCUGCUCCAAGGGGUGUUCCUCAAAUCACUGUCUGCUUUGAUAUUGAUGCCAAUGGUAUAUUGAACGUCUCGGCUGAAGACAAGACUACAGGGCAGAAGAACAAGAUUACCAUCACCAAUGACAAGGGAAGAUUGUCGAAGGAAGAAAUUGAGAAGAUGGUUCAAGAGGCUGAGAAGUACAAGUCAGAAGAUGAGGAGCACAAGAAGAAGGUGGAGGCCAAGAAUGCUCUGGAGAAUUACGCCUACAACAUGAGGAACACGAUCAAGGAUGAUAAGAUUGCAUCCAAGCUCGAUGCAGCUGACAAGAAGAAGAUUGAGGAUGCAAUUGACCAGGCCAUCCAAUGGCUUGACGGAAACCAGCUUGCUGAGGCUGACGAGUUUGAGGACAAGAUGAAGGAGCUGGAGAGCAUCUGCAAUCCGAUCAUUGCCAAGAUGUACCAGGGUGGUGCUGGUGGACCUGAUGUUGGUGGCGGCAUGGAUGAAGAUGUUCCUCCUGCUGGUGGCAGCGGUGCUGGUCCCAAGAUCGAAGAAGUUGAUUAAGCGGUUUUUGUCGAUCCACGAUGUGUUUUGAAGGAAGUGGUGGGGGUGAAGCUAGUGAUCGUGUAUUUUAAGUUUAAGGUUUGAAAUCGUUUUUACUUUUAUGAGAUUUUAAAAAAUCCAAGAUGUAGGAUGUUUCUUGGUCAUUUUGUUGAACACCGUAUCCCUGUAUUUUGCCAAUGAAGCCUAUUUACUUUCUAAAUUAUCUCUUAGAUUUUACUGUUUGAUCAUGCCCUCAUGGUCAAAUUGCUGCUUGUUUGUUUGUCUUUACUAUGUUAUUUUUACCUGUUUACCGUCUC
Pyrus x bretschneideri (Chinese white pear) is the source of this 2378-nucleotide messenger RNA. RefSeq names its product heat shock cognate 70 kDa protein 2. The transcript is spliced from 2 exons. Gene Ontology annotation, biological process: protein refolding; cellular response to unfolded protein. Gene Ontology annotation, molecular function: ATP-dependent protein folding chaperone; ATP hydrolysis activity; heat shock protein binding. The record is from RefSeq and is a predicted model, not a curated record. NCBI's taxonomy places the organism in Eukaryota, Viridiplantae, Streptophyta, Magnoliopsida, Rosales, Rosaceae. Bases 130 to 2082 code for a protein of 650 amino acids. Gene Ontology annotation, cellular component: cytoplasm.